Venustampulla echinocandica is the source of this 729-nucleotide messenger RNA. Its product is annotated as FMN-binding split barrel. The record is from RefSeq and is a predicted model, not a curated record. The transcript has a single exon. NCBI's taxonomy places the organism in Eukaryota, Fungi, Ascomycota, Leotiomycetes, Helotiales, Pleuroascaceae. Gene Ontology annotation, molecular function: FMN binding. The coding region runs from base 1 to 729 and encodes 242 amino acids.
AUGGCAUCAAUUCAGACCGACGAACCUGUUCCAAAACAUCAGACUAUCUCUCCGGCGAUCUUUUACUGGGGUACGCCUGUCGUUCUGAUCACUACCGAAAAUCCAGAUCUCACCUUCAACAUAGCCCCAAUGUCUUCUGCUUGGUGGCUCGGAAAUCGUUGCAUGCUCGGGCUCGGCGCCAUUUCCCAAACGACUAUCAAUCUUCUCCGUACUAAGCAGUGCGUCCUCAAUCUAGCUUCAGAUAGCAUGGCCGGCGUAGUGAACGCUCUCGCUCGAACCACGGGCUCUGCGGAGAUCCUAACGGCACAGCCAGAUGAGGGGUACAAAUAUUUCAAGAGGAUGAAUGGUUAUGUCUAUGUUCAUGACAAAUUCGGACAUGCCAAGUUGACGCCGCUCGAAUCGGAUUUGGUUCGCCCUGCCAGGAUCAUGGAGUGUCCGGCACAGAUGGAAGCGGAACUUGUUGGGGUAUAUGAGAUGAUGCAGGACGCAGAUACCAAGGGUUUUAUUGCGUUGGAGGUUAAGGUGUUGAGGACUCAUGUCCAUGAAGACAUCAGAAUGGAGGGACGGGAGAAUCGGAUUGAUCCUAACAAGUGGCGCCCCAUGAUUAUGAGUUUUCAGGAGCUUUAUGGAUUGAAGGGUGGAAAGGUUGAGGAGUCAAAAUUGGCAGGGAUUGGGGAGGAGGAGUAUAGGGCAUUUUCUAAUGCCGCUGAAGUUGAGGUAGUGAACUGA